CUGGUUGGUUGUCACCGGUCGAGCUCCAAUUUUGCCGUUAUGGGCUGUUUGGUACAACGUGCCUUGUGCAGCUUGCUGGGCUCCAACAUAUUAAGUUGAUGAACUAGCCCAACAAAUUAAGUUGAUGAAAAAAACUUAAGUUUGAAAGGUUAAUUGCCAGGCUGAACACAAGGCAAGCACUAAUAGCUUAUAGAGCUUGAUUACAUUUAUGCAAAGGAAUUAAACCUAAUUGAGGAUUGUUGGUUACACUAUAGUCCUAAAUGUAAUUAAGGUAUAAUUUAAUUCUUUUGAUUUAUGAACUAACUUCUCUAUGUUACCUUUAAUUGUUCCAGGGAAUAACAUUAUACUGGCAGCUAUGAAACAUGGAUACUUCUAUUAGAGGCACAUAUCAAAAGUGGGAGGAAAGAUAGAGGGAAACACUUCUUUCUUUUUCUUUACCCUUCCAAAAAGUCCUUUUGAUAAUUAAAAAAAAAAUGAGUAAAAGUUAUGGAAGGUUAUAAUGGUCAAAUCAUGAGUGAAAGACCCUUCAUUCUUCGUUUCCCAAAGGAUACUUCUUUAGCACCUCCUACCAUUCCUUUUACCCCUGAUUUACGGUUUUUUAUACCAAACAGAGCAUAAAGAUUGUCAUACAUUCUUCAAUGUUAAUUGUUAGUUGUAGGAAUUUUAAUGUUGAAUUGAUAAUCAAGGAUACGAUAGUUUUAUAAUGUCUAGGGAGGGCUGGUAAUUUGGUCAUUGUGAUAUUUUUGUCUAUGCUGAAAAGUAGUUGUAAAAAUUUGCUUUUGAUAAUCAUCUACGUAGUAUUAAUUUAUUUACCUCUCUCACUUUGUCUUGUCAAUUAUUGAUACGUUAACUUUGGAGAGAGAGACAAGGGGAUCAUUUAAAUAUUUGUAUAAAUAUAUGAUGAUUACUUUUUCAAGUUUUUGCCAAUAUGUUAUGGAGGAAGUGAGGAACAAUGUGUGAAUAUUGAUGUUUUGAGUUUGACCUGAUUUCAGUGCGAUUAUGAUACCAUUUCAAUUUACAGAACUUUGGGCCUAUUGGUUGGUUGAGUUGUAAUAAAUUUAUCCUGUCAUCACAAAAAAAUACUUUUUGAAAAUGAAAUGUUGUGUUAACUUCAUAGCUUUUCGAAGAGAGUUUUUCAUCUUCUGUAGCAUAAGUAUCAUUCAUGUUUUAAGCUUAUUACCAAACCUUCUUUCAGCGGAGCAACAUGUGUAUUUAUCCCAGAUUGCUUUUGUAGCUCACUUGGAUGAUGAACAUUUGUGCUAGUUGAGAUAAUUAUUUAAUUUUGUAAUAUUGGAACACUUCUUUUAGUCCUUCCACUCAAAGUUGAUUUUUUAUUUUUUCUUUUAAAUUGGAAGCAGAAUUUGAUUUUUCAUUCCAUCUCGAUGACCAAUGUCAUUAUGCAGAUGUGCAUUCUUAUAUUUGUGGGAAAUAAUGGUGAGACCUACUUUAAUACGGUAGCUCUGGUCUCAUGCGUGCAAAACUUCCCCAAAAGCCGGGGUCCUGUGGUGGGAAUACUGAAGGGAUUCGCUGGGUUAGGUGGUGCUAUUUUGACCCAGAUAUAUGCAAUGAUCCAUUCCCCUGACCACGCAUCACUCAUAUUCAUGGUUGCAGUUGGUCCGGCAAUGGUGGUAAUUGCUCUUAUGUUCAUUGUCAAGCCUGUUGGAGGUCACAGACAAGUUCGGCAAUCUGACAGCUUAAGUUUCACAUUUAUAUAUAGUGUGUGCCUCCUUUUGGCUGCUUAUUUGAUGGGGGUCAUGCUUCUCGAAGAUUUAGUUGAUUUGAGCCACACUGUGGUCACAAUUUUCACAGUAAUUUUACUUAUUCUCAUAAUAAUACCCAUUGUGAUUCCGGUCUCAUUAAGUUUUUCAUCAGAGCCAAGAGAUGCGGCAGAAGAGGCUCUUCUACCCCAGCCAAAUAAACAAGAUCCUAGCAAAUCUGGGCAUGAUGUAAAUGAGGUUAUAUUUAGUGAGGUAGAAGAUGAGAAGCCUAAGGAAGUAGACUUGCUUCCAGCAUCAGAGAGGCAAAAAAGAAUUGCCCAGCUGCAAGCAAAAUUAGCCCAAGCAGCUGCAGAAGGAGCAGUUAGGAUCAAGAGGAGGAGAGGUCCGCGCAGGGGGGAGGACUUCACCUUGAUGCAGGCUUUGAUCAAAGCAGAUUUUUGGCUCAUCUUUUUCUCACUUCUAUUAGGUUCUGGAUCUGGUUUGACAGUAAUUGAUAACUUGGGUCAGAUGAGCCAGUCUUUAGGGUAUGAUAAUGCACAUAUAUUUGUUUCCAUGAUCAGCAUUUGGAACUUUCUUGGGCGCGUUGGUGGUGGUUACUUUUCUGAGAUUAUUGUCAGGGACUAUGCUUAUCCAAGGCCAGUGGCCAUGGCUGUUGCGCAAUUCAUAAUGUCAAUUGGCCACAUCUUCUUUGCUAUGGGAUGGCCUGGGGCAAUGUACAUUGGUACUCUUUUGAUCGGGCUUGGAUAUGGAGCCCACUGGGCAAUUGUGCCGGCUGCUGCCUCUGAGUUGUUUGGGUUAAAAAAGUUUGGCGCUAUAUACAAUUUCAUCACUCUGGCAAACCCUGCAGGUUCGCUAGUCUUCUCUGGUCUCAUUGCUAGCAGUAUUUAUGAUAGUGAAGCAGAGAAGCAAGCUCAUCGGCACCAUCAUCAUCAACAUCAACUGAAAUUGGGAUCAAUCUUCCAAGGCUUUCUUAAUCUGGAUGAACCACCAAAAUGUGAGGGUGUCAUCUGCUUCUCUCUGACGUCCAUGAUAAUGUCAGGGUUCUGCAUUGUUGCAGUUGGUUUAAGCAUGAUUCUUGUGUAUCGGACUAGGAUUGUGUAUGCCCACCUCUAUGGAAAAUCUCGUACUUGAUGCGGAAGAGAGACACAAUGGCUUACCAUGAACAAGAGAGAUAACUCGAUGGUUUUUGUGCACUUGGUGUAAGAUUGUGGCGUUUCUCUGUUUCAAACGUGUGUUUGUGGAAGUAUUCAUUGAGAGAUGGUGGAGGCAUGUAUACUCCAGAACAGCUCUGUAGCUAGCAAGAACUAGACAAAAUUAAGGUGUAACCACAUCAUUGUUUGUGCGCCAUAUUGUAAUUGAAUGAGAUAAAGAUUUUCUGUUUUGAAUGUCAAAGAGUGUAUAUGUUUCUUUUGUCAAAAAUAUGGGCAAUUUGUUGGAUUGAAGUUUUUGUUAUUAAAGUUGGUUUUGUAAUUUACUUGACAGUGAGUAA
Cornus florida is the source of this 3207-nucleotide messenger RNA. RefSeq names its product protein NUCLEAR FUSION DEFECTIVE 4. The coding region runs from base 1383 to 2849 and encodes 488 amino acids. The transcript has 3 exons. Gene Ontology annotation, cellular component: membrane. NCBI's taxonomy places the organism in Eukaryota, Viridiplantae, Streptophyta, Magnoliopsida, Cornales, Cornaceae. The record is from RefSeq and is a predicted model, not a curated record.